This is a messenger RNA of Drosophila teissieri, 2873 nucleotides long. RefSeq lists its product as uncharacterized. The transcript is spliced from 2 exons. The record is from RefSeq and is a predicted model, not a curated record. Bases 112 to 2589 code for a protein of 825 amino acids. NCBI's taxonomy places the organism in Eukaryota, Metazoa, Arthropoda, Insecta, Diptera, Drosophilidae.
CGUAGCUCGUUUGUUUAAUCCAUCAGAUGGCAAGCAAUUUGUUGCUUGAUUUAUGAGAAAGUCUGGUAAAAUUUCAAGUUUUCAUAGAGUUUAUAAAUUAGUUUAAAUGAAAUGGACAAGAAGUUCUGCUACUCGGAGAAAAAGACCCUAGCGCAUAUCGAAAAAAAGCAGAAUCGCCAGGGAGGUCGGGAUUCCCAGUUGGAGAAGGGUCAGGAUGGCGAGGAGGGGGAGGAUGAUGGCGGCGAGGCUUUGGCUCCUGGAAACUCCGCAAGGGCACCGCAGAAGUUGGGAGUUCUGAAAAACCUGGCCAAUGGCUACUUGAAGUUGGUACACGAGAUCGAGGCCAACCUCUGCCUGCCAGCGCCUCCUUUGAUCGAAGCUAAACCAGAGCGUGAGGUGGGUGGGGCGAUCGCUGGAAAUUCCCAAGCCGAGGAGGAAAUAUCGCAAUCUUCCGAGGAUGCCACUCAUCCAGGCAUAGGCUUUGUGGAUUUGUAUCGGCGCAGUCUUCAUUUCGAGUGCUUGGGCAUUCCCCUCACUUCCUUGGAGCUUUUCUCUAUGGAAUGCCAGCAAAAUGAAGAACUAGAGGGAAGAAUCAUGGGAGGCCAUCGAGCUGGCACUGAAGGGCUGCAUUCAUGGAAAGCUUUAGAUGAGCGCUUGACCAAGGAAACUGAACGGGUCCCUGAAAGAAAUCUAUCGAAUAGAGCUGAUUGUCAUCCAUACGAAUGCAAAAACCCCUUAAGAAAUACUUCUGAAUCGAUUUUGUUCCCAGGGAAAUGCACAAAACUGAAGCCCAUGCUAAACAUGCUGACUAAAACUGACCUGGAUGAGGAAACGGAAGCAGUACUUGAUGAGGAACAUGGAAAGCAAUUUUCCACGAAUGAGCUACACCAUCAUUCCUCCAAGUUCCAGAGUCGAUCUUUAUGGAAAGGUGCCCACAAAAAAACAGCAAGGACUUCUCCCGGUUCACAUUUUGAAUCUGCUCCAAGCUCCGUUCGUUCAACAGAGAAAACAGCAAAACAAAAUCCAGUUGUUGAAGUACCAUCCGUUCAAUUACCAAAACAAUUUUAUAAAUGGGCUAAAUUACCAGCUAACAGUUCAAGCAAAGUUCUUCGUGGUAAAAAGAAAUCGUCAAGUCCCGAAAAUCGUCAAGUCCAAAACUGCAGGGAAACGAGCAGAAAAAGAUGGCACAACGAUUUUAGAGACUUGGGUGAGCCGAAAUCGCCUAGAUCGAAUAAGAAAACCAGAAAUACCAAAGUCAAGGGUUCAUCUUCACGUUGGCUGCCUUGUAGGCCAGAAGGUAAAUCGAAAAGAUCUAGAAGAUUGCAUGCAGGCUCAGAACUCAAGGCAGCCACACCCUUGGCGUUGGAGUCCCAUCUAUAUGGAAGUGACAGUGAGGCACAUGCCUCUGGUCCAGCGGAGAGCUCCUCUAUGAAAGUGUGCGAGAAACGCUUAGAGGAGCUAAUGACAAGGAAGCCAAAGCACUUGUGCUUGAGGAAGGCUAUCAGCCCGGUUGUUGAAUCCGAUUUUGAGGCAAUGGAGCCUCUGCGUUCCAACGAUACCUUCACGGAGGCGUGGAAGAACUCGAACUUGAAUAGGGGCCACCACCACCGAGACCUACGGAUCGGCGGGCUUUAUAGUCGGGCCGAGAAGCUUAAGUUCCAGCCCAUAGAUCGCCUGGACGCGGGCUGCGUGGGACUGCCGCUGUUCAAGAACUCGGACGAGUCCCUGGAGCGGACCCAGUUCUUUGUGACCGAGUUUGACAAGCUGAGUCGCGCCGAGAGGAUGCAGGACAUAGAGUUCCGAAUGCGCCAGUUGCGGUGGCUGCAGGCCAGGUCGGAUCAGGAAUAUCGCCAGCACUUCCGGAAACAGAGGAUUGCCUUCAAGAGGGUCCUGACCAAUUCGGCGCAGUUUGCGUGUCCUUUGGGACACGACGAAUGUCCGGCUGUGAUGAACGCCACGCUACUGGCACACGUCGUAUCCCGGCACUUGGAUGAGCCGGGCAAGGAGCUGCGUGAGAUUUUCGAGGGCGAACAGGUGCUAAUGAUCUUCAGUCCCAUGGCCUUCCAGCUGGGCAAGACUGAGUGCAUGUCCGUGCUGGGCUACGGGGGCAUCCGGAACAAGCCCUGCACCCUGCCCGCCGUCAGAUUUAUGCCCACCCGGAACAGCGGCUUACCAGAAGCCUACGCCCACUUCGACGCCCAUUUGCCGCUGCUCGUGAUGAUCAGCAGGAAUCGCCUGAGUAGCGUAGAAGGCAGAAGGGUGCGGUUCGAGGGACUAGAAGACGAGGACACCCUCGCUCUGUGGAUGGUCACCAGAGAUCUGCCUUGUCCCAUCCACGUGAUGAUGACUGUAAUCAACCGACGACUAGACAUCACCAGGAGCUCCAUCAUGAAGGUCCGCGAACUCCAUAAGUCGCACGAUCCUCUCGACUUUAUGCCAUCGAGCAAAAACUAUAUGCGACUCAGCGAUCACGACAUGCGCGUCCUCACCAACGAUCACACAGAGCCCAUAUAUAUGGAGAUCGUUGUGAAGGAGUACCCCGGUAUACUUCCAUGUCACAUUCCUGGCCACUUCCAAGGCGCCGACUGAAUCUAUCACAUUUCCCUUAGUGGUUGGGCCCAAUUUUCUGGACUGGCCAAUAAUUCAGAUCUCCCAUACGUUAGUAUUUAUUUAAAACCAUUUUCGGCCAGAAUUAUAGCAUUUUUGCAUCUUUUAAGAGACUAAAUUCAUAAUGUAUGUACAUUUGUAGUUUUACGAUUAAAGACAGUGUUUUGCAACUCAGAAAUGGGAUUAUUUCCACACCUAUAACAUUCGAUCAAGCCAAGUUCAAAUUUUCCAUUCUUACCGCCAGCCGUGGGAAACACCCAUGUACA